Messenger RNA from Sardina pilchardus (European sardine), 4373 nucleotides. RefSeq lists its product as uncharacterized. NCBI's taxonomy places the organism in Eukaryota, Metazoa, Chordata, Actinopteri, Clupeiformes, Clupeidae. The record is from RefSeq and is a predicted model, not a curated record. The transcript has 13 exons. The coding region runs from base 1008 to 3263 and encodes 751 amino acids.
AAAGUAUUAAUUUCGGUUAUUUUAUUUCAAACAACGCAAGAGAUUAACGUCCAAUCAAAAGUCAUCUAUCCCAUAAUAUCUUUCUUCAACCACAAGAAGUUCUUUUGGGCAAGCGCCAUUUUGAUGAAACCAGUGUGCGUGGAGGAGAGGACACGUGUGUGCUGUAAAUGUAAGUUUAAUGUUCUUUCUUGUAACACUUUAGACUUGAGAUGCAUAUUUUUUGAUAGAAGAGCAGGGUAGUUAUUGUUGCUACGUUAUAAUUUCAUUAAUGUUAAUGUUAGUGACUGGAUACGAGUCUAACACCACUUCGCUGGUACUACGGUUAAGUGUUGAAUUAAUGUGAUGUACAACGUUAUACUUUUGACGGCUUUGAUCCUCGAAACCUGCAUGCUUAAAGCAUGUAACGUUUCAGCAAGCCAACUACCAAAUGUCAUUAGAUAGCAAGCAAAGAAGUUCGCACGUUAGCAAAUGACCGUAGAUUAGCAUAGAUGGUCUAACAGGGGACAUCUGCACGUUGGCAAGCUCACCUAACGUUGCCUAAAGCCAGACAGCAUGCUAAUGAAGUAAACACGUUAGCAAAUUAACGUAGGUUAGCAUAGAUGGUCUAACAGGGGACAUCUCUGCACGUUGGCAAGCUCACCUAACGUUGCCUUAAACCAUACAGCAUGCUAAUGAAGUAAACACGUUAGCAAAUGACCGUAGGUUAGCAUAGAUGGUCUAACAGGGGACAUCUCUGCACGUUGUCAAGCUCACCUAACGUUGCCUAAAACCAGACAGCAUGUUAAUGAAGUAAACACGUUAGCAAGCUAACAGUGUUAUCGAAAAAGUAGAGACCUUGCUACUGUUAAUAAGUUAAUACUUUAGCGAGCUAUCAUAAUGACAACGUAGCUUAACAGCCUAGUUAUACAGACAUUAGACUAGAGCUGUUCAGUUGUUUCCCCCCCAUGAUGUCAGUCUUAUAUUCUUCUAUUAUUAUCUCCUUAGAUAUUACUUGUUGAGCAUGUAAAAUGACAAGUGCCAACGAGAGGUUCUUAAAACGGAUGUUAGUUUUGCGCCAGCAUCACUCAAAGUGUGAAUCCCGGUAUGAUAAAAUGACCACCAUGGAGAAGCAGGAGAGCGAUGCAGAAUCGGGAUACAAAACGGAAGGCCCAAAAAGAACAACAAAAGUACGAAAUAACAGUGGUUCAGAAUUUGUUCCAGAGCUACAGCGAACGGAAAGUGUGUUUCUCACAAAAGAGAUGCUGGGCAGUCCCAGAGAUUCUUUGACCAGCAGUGAAGACAGUGGCAGUGAGGACGAUUAUGUUCCAGACUCAGAGGAGCUGUGCAAUCAAAAUGAUGUGUGGAUUGUAAAGAUGGGAGAGCAAAUGUUUAACAAAAUUGGCCAUGAUCCUUCAAAACACGAAUACAUUAGGCAAAAGAUGAGGGAGGUUGGAAGACUGCUGUCAGCAGGUAGACAGGAAUCCCAAAUGCAGACAAUGGAGGAUUUCAUUCUUCCGUCAAACUUUCCCCAUGUUGUGAAUGCUGUGAAGCAUGUGGCAGGCUUUGACAGUAACUCUAAUUCUUUCAAAAUCCCUUCACUGGCUUUAAUAUUAGGCCACAGCUUGCAGAAGAUUGCGAGCAUUAUUGAAUGUCAUGCAAUGAUAUCGGGGAAAAAGAAAAUUGUUGAAAAUGCACAACACUUCAAACAAAUGUACCGAACAUGCUGGAAUGAAAAGGUUUCCUCAUCUGCACUGAAAACACUUUCAGAAGCGAAGUGGAACAACCCACAACUGCUGCCAUUCACCGAAGAUGUUAAAAAAAUGCACAUGUACAUGGAUCAAAAACAAAAAGAUGUAUACCAACAGCUAACAAACAAGGAAUCAUCAAGCAACUGGGUUGAUUUAGCUGAAGUAACCCUCGCUCAGCUCAUACUGUUCAACCGUAGAAGAGAGGGGGAGGUGUCAAAAAUGCGCCUAACUGCCUUCACUGAAACUGAUGUGCCAUUGCAUGCAGAUGUAGCUGAGGCUCUAACUGCUCUAGAGAAGAAGCUGUGCGAACACUUCAAAAGGAUUGAAAUUCGUGGGAAGAGAGACAGGAAGGUCUCUCUACUGCUAACCCCAGCAAUGCAGGCGUCCAUGGAAUUGUUAGUGAAGACUCGUGCAUCCUGUGACGUUCUCGAAAAUAACAUCUACUUUUUUGCCAGACCUAGGCAAGAUACAUUUAUACGAGGAUACAAGUGCAUUCACCAGUUUGCAAACGAGUGCCAAGCCAAAUACCCAGAGUGCUUAUCCUCUACGAAAUUAAGGAAACAUGUAUCCACACUUUCCAAGGUUUUGAACCUCAUGGAUACAGAAAUGGAUCAAUUGGCUGAUUUUUUGGGCCACAACAUCGCAGUCCACCGCAAGUUCUAUCGCCUGCCAGAAGGAACACUACAGCUGGCUAAAGUUAGUAAAGUCCUGAUGGCCAUAGAAAGAGGGUGCUUAAUGGACUACAAAGGAAAGAAUUUGGAUGAAAUUCAGAUUGAUCCCAAUGAAACCAUUCCAGAGGAGAGUGACCAUUCAGAAAGCGAACUGACAGGCGAAGAACUAAGCCCAUCUUCUACAUCCUACCUACCUUCAGCUGCUAAGAAAAGCACUUCAAAGAAGAAACACUGCAGGCAAUCAGAGGACGAGUCAGAGGAUCCAGGUUCAGCUGCUAAGAAGCGCACUUCAAAGAAGAAACACUGCAGGCAAUCAGAGGACGAGUCAGAGGAUCCAGGUUCAGCUGCUAAGAAGCGCACUUCAAAGAAGAAACACUGCAGGCAAUCAGAGGAAGAGUCAGAAGAUCCAGGUUCAGCUGCUAAGAAACGCACUUCAAAGAAGAAACACAGCUGGCAAUCAGAGGACGAGUCAGAGGAUCCAGGUUCAGCUGCUAAGAAACGCACUUCAAAGAAGAAAGACUGCAGGCAAUCAGAGGAAGAGUCAGAUGAUCCAGGUUCAGCUGCUAAGAAACGCACAUCAAAGAUGAAGAGCCAAAGCAAAUGUGAUGAACUGAACUCCGAUGUUCCAGACACAGCAUCCAAGAUAUCCUGCCGCAAGAGAAGACCAUGGAGUCCAGCAGAAAUCAGCGCUGUUGAGAAGACAUUGAUGACAUGCAUAACUACAGGCAGAACUCCUGGCAAGGCAGACUGCAUGGAUUGUAUCAAAUCAGCACCUGAAGCACUGAAAUAUCGUGACUGGACCUCAGUUAAGUUCUAUGUGAAAAACCGCUGUGUGUCCUACCAAAGAACCACACAGAACCUUUGAUAGCAAUUUCAUAAGUUGAGUUUGGGGGUGGGAGAUGGGAAUGUGUUAACAGGGCUUGAGCAUUUUAUAGGACCACACAAUACAUGCCCUGUACCAAAGCAUUUUAGAGGACAACACAAUAAUACAUGCCCUGUACUUAUUUAGUAUCCUUGUUUAUAUUUUAUGUUGGCAGAGGGUCAACAAUGUUUUUAUUUUGAUAUUAUAGUACAUGCACUUUAUUUUAACAGUACUUAAAUGAUUUUAGGUUGGGAGAGGGUCAAUUGUGUACUUUUGUUGUUAAUAUAGCAGUACAUGCUCAUACAGACAGGCUUUAUGAUUGUGAUAAUGUUGAAGUGUGUUGAAUGUGAGAAGAGGGUAAGUUGUAUCCUUGUUGACGAGGUUCAUUAAGAUUAUUCUGACAACAACAUUUGUUUAUGCAUUUUAUUGUAUUUUUUUUAUUUUCAUUAUUCAAUAUUCAUUAUUUGCAAUACCUGAGUAGGUAUUUGAUAUUAAGAAGUGAUCUGCUUUUUCACAUGACUGUAGCAUUACUUAAGCACUUUCAGAAAUAAUGUACUUAUAACUAUCACAACAGUCUACCUCAUAACGUUCUAAUGCAGUGUGGUUGUGCAUUCUGGCACUGUAUUAAGCAGCCAAUAAAUGUGCUGAUUGCUACUAAUGUUUUCAUUAUUUUCCUUGUGUAUACCUAUUAGCUUCAACUUGGUGUCAUGAGGCAGGUCUCACGAGUAUCUCCAAAACAACAGUAAAUCCUCAAAACUCAUGGUAUUAUAGUAUUGCAAAUGUGGUUUACAUUACAUGUGCUCCUUUAGAAUGGUUUUCAUUAUAUCCAAGAAAAUACAGUAGUUGGUCCCCAGAUUGCACUGUGCUUGUUGAUGACAUCACUUGGGUGGGCGUGACUAUGGGCGGGGCCAGAGUCCUCACUUUGUCCACCUGACACCUGUCCCCUGUAGCUGGUCUGGAGUCAGGUGUCAGACUAACUUCAGGUAUGAAGUGUGUAUUCUAUAUUUCAACUGAUUUGCUUAUUACUGAACCCAUAUACAAUGCUCCUGUGCAAUGGCUUGUCUGUACCAUGCUUAGAAAGUGGUGUCCCCAAGAGUGACCAUUCUGUCAGGU